UGCUGUGUAUCAUUAAAGAGGAAACUAAACAAAAGACAUCUUGAAAUACAAUUUCGAACAUAGUUUAAAAAAAAUCUAUUUAUGUAUUUUAAUCUGUUAUCAAAAUUUUCAGGAACUGUGUGCGAAAAUGAAUGUGUUUAAAGACUUAGACUUGCCUCCAUGUGUUGUAGAUUUAGGAAGAUUUCGUGGGAAUGCAAAAUACUAUCAUUACUGCAUUGAUGGCGUUAACGACCAAGGAUGGGGUUGUGGUUAUAGAACAUUGCAGACAAUUCUGUCUUGGAUAAAAAACCAAACUCAUGACUCCAAGUUAGCUGAGAUUCCAUCUAUUAAAGACAUUCAACGAGCUCUAGUACAAUUGGGAGAUAAAACUGAAAGCUUUGUUGGCUCCAAGACGUGGAUUGGAAGUAUUGAAGUAGCUUACUGUCUUGAUUUCUUUCACCAGAUACCUUGUAAAAUCAUUCAUAUAUCAAAAAACUCAGAUUUUGACGCUCAUACUUCUGACAUUAAAGAACAUUUUAAUCAAUUUGGGAGUCCAAUCAUGAUGGGUGGGGAUGUUGACUGUUCUUCUAAAUGUUUAUUAGGUAUAUGUAGAAGUGGACGUGAAACAUAUCUUCUUAUUUUGGAUCCGCAUUUUGCUGGUACAACCAUAUCAAAAGAAAAAUUGAAAGCCGAUGGUUGGAUAAAAUGGGUUUCAUCUAACAUGUUAAUAGAGAAUUCAUUUUACAAUUUAUGUUGCCCCCAGGUUGAAAGCCAAAGAUUUUGACGAUGAAGAAACUUUGUUAAUGCUAUGAAAGUAUUUCAAAUGUAAUUCAGAAGUGUAAUUAUUUUUCAAAAUAAAAUUCUUUACAUAAAUAUAAUGUAACAUUCUUUGAUGAA
Molecule: messenger RNA, 876 nt
Organism: Uloborus diversus
Lineage: Eukaryota; Metazoa; Arthropoda; Arachnida; Araneae; Uloboridae
Gene: Ufsp1
Product: probable Ufm1-specific protease 1
Exons: 6
Coding region: 128-763 (211 amino acids)
Source: RefSeq, a predicted model, not a curated record